CCGUGGGCUGGAAAGGGCCGUGGAGGGCGGGCGGCGGAGGGACCGGCUGCCGACCUGGCCAUGCUUCGCGGCCUGCGGGGUCCGCUCUGGCCCCUGCUGCUGCUCCUGCUGCUGCCGCCCCCGGGCACGUGGGGACACGGCAGCCGCGCGAGGCCGAAGGAGGGGGCCGAGGAGGCGGGCGAGGCCGGGUCCUGGCCGGCCUUCCAGGGCCUGCGGGAGCGGCUGAGGGCGGCCGGCGCCCUUUGCAGACGCUACUGGGCUCUCUUCAGCUGCCGCGUGUGGCCCGACGGCUGUAGGCAGGAUGAGGAGGCGCCGGCGCGGCCCCUGGGCUGGAGCCUUCCCCUGUUGGGCCAGCAGUACCUGGAUAUCCUGACCACCUGGUACUGCAGCUUCCAGGACUGUUGUGACAGUGGGGACUGCAGGAUCAUCAAUAACUUCACAGGCCUAGAGGCGGACCUGCGCGUGCGCCUGCACGGCCAGCACCUGGCCCGGGAGCUGGUCCUGACAGCAGCCAGGGGCUACUUGGAGCUGCCCCGGCCAGACAAGGCCCUGGCUCUGUCGUUCCACGGCUGGUCUGGCACAGGCAAGAACUUCGUGGCGCGGAUGCUGGCAGAGAACCUGUACCGGGACGGGCUGAGGAGCGACUGUGUCAAGGUGUUCAUCGCCACGUUGCACUUCCCUCACCACAAGUAUGUGGACCUGUACCAGGAGCAGCUGGCAAGCCAGAUCAGGAAGACGCAGGAGCACUGCCACCAGACCCUGUUCAUUUUAGAUGAGGCUGAGAAGCUGCACCCAGGACUGCUGGAGGCCCUCAGGCCACACCUGGAACGCCAGGCCCCCGAGAACCCGAGGGCCAAGUCCCCGAGAACCAUCUUUCUUUUUCUCAGUAACCUUGGGGGCAACAUCAUCAAUGAGGUAGUCCUGAACCUGCUUAAGGCUGGGUGGUCCCGGGAAGAAAUUGGGAUGGAGCACUUGGAGCCCCAACUCCAGGCUGAGAUUGUGGAAUCCACAGACAGUGGCUUUGGACACAGCUGUCUUGUGAAGGAAAACCUGAUUGACUUCUUCAUCCCCUUCCUGCCACUGGAGUACCGUCACGUGAGGCUGUGUGCACGUGAUGCUUUCCUGAGCCAGGAGCUCCUGUAUACGGAAGAGGCACUAGAUGAAGUCGCCAAGAUGAUGGUGUACGUCCCCAAGGAGGAACAACUCUUCUCUUCUCAGGGAUGCAAAUCUGUUUCCCAGAGAAUUAACUAUUUCCUGCCUUGAGGGCUAGAAGAAAACUUCCAAAGCUGCCUUCCUUCCACUAAUAGGAUCCUGGGGCCUGUCAGCACACUGUCCAGGACGUAACGGGUUGGAGGGGCAGGCUAGCACCAGCAGCCACGAGCACAAGUGGUGUGUAAAAGGGAGGCCUUAAAUCAGAGACAGAGCCAAUUCUUAAAAUCACUUGGUGCCUUACAGAGCCACAUUCCAAAAUGUGGGCCAGCUGGUUGGAGAAGGUCAUGUGGGAGAUAAAUCCCAAGGAUUUAUUAGCAUAUCAGCUCCUGCCUGCAGAUGCCUGGACUUGGGUGUUGGGCCUGAGGCUGCAGUAUCCUCAGUGACUGACAGAGAAGGGAAAAAUGAACUUCUGCUUACCAGUGGCAGGAACUGGGUGGGUUAGCUUUCAAGUUGUUAUUCCCAGAGGGAAGCUGAUCAGCUUCUAUCUGUGAGAUCAGGAAAGAGCCUCAGGCUGAAGGAAAAAGUGCACAGAGGAAGAUUUUUUUUUUUUUAAAUCAGGUAUGUGUAGGCUAAGACUUGUUCUGCUCUGCAGAUUUAAAUCAAUUAAAGAAUUUUUUUUUAAGUUAUGGACCUUGACAUGAUUGUAUCAUAUGUAAAGAUAUUAAAAUUUUGUAUUUUUCUAAAA
Messenger RNA from Balaenoptera ricei (Rice's whale), 1897 nucleotides. It is a transcript of the gene TOR3A, whose product is annotated as torsin family 3 member A. The transcript has 6 exons. NCBI's taxonomy places the organism in Eukaryota, Metazoa, Chordata, Mammalia, Artiodactyla, Balaenopteridae. The record is from RefSeq and is a predicted model, not a curated record. The coding region runs from base 61 to 1263 and encodes 400 amino acids. Gene Ontology annotation, molecular function: ATP hydrolysis activity; ATP binding. Gene Ontology annotation, cellular component: endoplasmic reticulum lumen; nuclear envelope.